ACUCCUGCAAUGACUCAAACAACCUCAGAACGUGACGCUUCUGCAUGACUCGACCGCCCAUAUAAGGACAGCGUGCCCCGCGUUCGUUAUACCCACGACACCAUGACAUCCAGAAGUUGCGCACUUUUCGUCUUCGUUGUCGCGCUCUGUGCCGUGACAGAAGCGGCCCGGCGUCCCGCAGCGCUUCCGAAGCCCCAAAGCAAGGUCGUACACCCGACGCCAGCCCAGACUCACCAGUUCGUGACCGAGUGCCUCAAGAUCGCCAAGAAGGGUUACACCCCCGGAAGUCAGCCGCACAGUGACCUGCACGACUGCCACGAGGAAUACUACGACCAUGAAGAACUGGGUCUCUACUUGAUCAACAUGAGGAAGUGCCUAGAAUCUUCCGCCUAUUACAAGUUGAGUCGCUGCAUCAAUGCACGUGUCGCAAGUCUGGGAUAAGGAGUGCCGAGCUUCAAGCCAAUUUCACGGGGAGUUGUCGAAAUAAAACUUGCCGGAAGGCACCGUAAGGGAAAAUCUGA
Molecule: messenger RNA, 521 nt
Organism: Thrips palmi
Lineage: Eukaryota; Metazoa; Arthropoda; Insecta; Thysanoptera; Thripidae
Exons: 2
Coding region: 103-441 (112 amino acids)
Source: RefSeq, a predicted model, not a curated record